This is a messenger RNA of Lolium perenne, 438 nucleotides long. Its product is annotated as probable serine/threonine-protein kinase PBL4. NCBI's taxonomy places the organism in Eukaryota, Viridiplantae, Streptophyta, Magnoliopsida, Poales, Poaceae. Gene Ontology annotation, molecular function: ATP binding; protein kinase activity. The record is from RefSeq and is a predicted model, not a curated record. Gene Ontology annotation, biological process: protein phosphorylation.
AUGGGGAACUUCUUCCGAUCCUCUAUGGGGAUGGUGUCCUCGUUGUCCGGUAGCGGCGGCGGCGGCAACGAGGGCAUGGGCGGCCGAUUUCUGGAGACGAAUCUCCACGAGUUCACUCUUGCGAUAGAAGAAAGCAAGGCCACUGGGAGCUCCUCGGAUGCCAUCGUGGCCAUCAAGAGGCUCAACGAGGCCGAGAUUAUAUAUCUCGGAGGGCUGGAGCACUCGAAGGUUGUGAGCCUACUCAGCCACUACGGGGAUGAUACGGUGCUCCUCCACGUCUACGAAUAUAUGGAGAAGGGAAGCCUGGAAAACCACCUUUUCAAAAGGGGUUCGGUGACAUUGUCGUGGAACACGAGGCUGACCAUUGCCAUCGCCGCGGCAAGAGGGCUUGCCUUCCUUCAUGUGAGAGAUGUCAUUUACCGUUAUCUGAAAUCAUGA